Messenger RNA from Mobula hypostoma (lesser devil ray), 8150 nucleotides. RefSeq names its product G protein-activated inward rectifier potassium channel 3-like. The record is from RefSeq and is a predicted model, not a curated record. Bases 1 to 1722 code for a protein of 573 amino acids. The transcript has 4 exons. Gene Ontology annotation, molecular function: inward rectifier potassium channel activity. Gene Ontology annotation, biological process: potassium ion import across plasma membrane; regulation of monoatomic ion transmembrane transport. NCBI's taxonomy places the organism in Eukaryota, Metazoa, Chordata, Chondrichthyes, Myliobatiformes, Myliobatidae. Gene Ontology annotation, cellular component: plasma membrane.
AUGACAGGGGAGGAGAGGUCGGGGAGAAAGGAGGAGCGGAGAAGGAGGGUGAGGAGUGAGGAGGAGGGAGGCUGGGGAAGGGAUGUGGAGAACAGGGAGCAGCAGUGCGUCAGGCCGGUCGUCGCUGACUGCGGCUGCAGAAGCGCCUGGAAUCUGAGCCCGGGGGAGCAAAGACCCCUUUCCAGCUGCCCGGCUGCUCGGACCACCUCGGCAGCCGGCGAGAGCAGCAGCCGAACCCGGCGGAUCACGCUCCUUCACAGACCCUUUACCCCCCCACUCACUCUUUUGUGGGCCACCCCUUCUGUCUCCAUCCCCCCCUCGCUUUUCCAUGGACCAUUCGUCCCCGCCCUUCCUGCUCUCCUGCUGACCCUUGACCCGUCCUUGGUCCUCUUUCUCUGCCUCGCUCCCUCAGCCCUCGGACGAUGCCGCGGCCUGCUAGCCCCCUUGGCCGCUGAUCCUGCCCACUCUCCCAUGGGCCGAGACGGUACUUAUUGUGGCCUGGCGGCCUCUCCACCAGCGGCUGGUGGCCGCAGACAGUGCAGGGAGGGCCCGGGUUCCGGCGGGCGUCGCAAGCAGCGUUACGUGGAGAAGGACGGCAAGUGCAACGUGCAACAUGGCAACGUGCUGGAGACGUACCGCUACCUGACCGACAUCUUCACCACGCUGGUGGACCUGCGCUGGCGAGUCAGCCUGCUGGUCUUCGUGCUGGCCUACACGUUGACCUGGCUCUCGUUCGGCCUCGUCUGGUGGCUGCUUGCUUACUGCCGCGGUGACCUGGAGCACCUGGGCGACAAGGCGUGGACGCCGUGCGUGCACAACCUCAAUGGCUUCGUCUCCGCCUUCCUCUUCUCCAUCGAAACAGAAACCACUAUCGGCUACGGCUUCCGGGUAAUCGCCGACUCCUGCCCACAGGGAAUCGCCCUGCUCCUUCUCCAGGCCAUCCUGGGCUCCAUGGUCAACGCCUUUAUGGUGGGCUGCAUGUUUGUCAAGAUCUCGCAGCCCACCAAGCGCGCAGAGACGCUGGUCUUCUCCAAUCGGGCGGUGGUGUCCCCACGGGACGGCUGCCUCUGCCUAAUGUUCCGGGUGGGAGACCUCCGGCGCUCGCACAUCGUCGAGGCCUCCAUCCGUGCCAAGCUGAUCCGCUCCAAGCAGACCGCCGAAGGCGAGUUCAUCCCCCUCGACCAGACCGAAGUGGGCGUCGGCCUGGAGACCGGUGACGACCGGCUCUUCCUCGUCUCCCCGCUCAUCAUCUGCCACGAGAUCGACUGCCUCAGCCCCUUCUGGGAGAUGAGCAAGGAGCAGCUGCAGGCCGAGGACUUUGAGAUCGUGGUCAUCCUGGAGGGAAUGGUGGAGGCGACAGGGAUGACAUGCCAGGCGCGGAGUUCGUACCUGUGUGAGGAGGUGUUGUGGGGCCACCGCUUCGCCUCAGUGUUAUCGCUGGAGGACGGCCACUACCAGGUGGACUACAGCAUGUUCCACCAGACCUUCGAGGUGUCCACCCCCACCUGCAGCGCUCGCGAGCUGGCUGAGCGUCAGGCUGAGGCCGAGGCCCAGCUCUACUGGUCCGUCACUAGGCCCCCUAGGGUGAGGUGCUCCCAGCUGGAGGAGGGAGCUCUCCCUGCGUCCAUGACAACCGAGGGCAAGAGGAAGCAGGAGGAGAAGGAAGGGGAAGGGGAUGUGAUCCAGCAACCCAACGGCAACCUCAACGAGUCUGCCUUGUGACGGGGCCGCAGUCGAUCAACUGUGGGAGGCCGAUGUCAACAACACUGACAAAUUGGUGCGGUGGGAGGGGUGGGUCAGCAGGCCACGGGGGUGGGGGUGGGAGGAGAUGGCAUGGCGUCAUCCGAUGGGAAUGCAGGACCACCAGGUUUUAUCCCAACACUACUCGACGGGGGAGCUUGUCCCACCUCAUCCCAUUUCAUCCCACCUCAUCCCACUCACCGGACAAGGGGAGCUUGUCCUACUUCAUCCCACCUCAUCCCACACUGUCCCACUUUGUCCCACCUCACCAGACAGGGGGAGCUUGUCCCACCUCAUCCCACCUCACCGGACGGGGGAGCUUGUCCCAUUUCGUUCCAUCUCAAGCCGGGAAUGGCUGAGAAGGUUAAACUGCAGACAUUCUGCAGAUGCUGAAAAUCUUCAGCAACACACCCAAAAUGCCGGAGGAACUCAGCAGGUCAGCACCAUCUAUGGAGGGGAAAUUAUGAGGCCAACUCAGGGUAGAGGGGCAACAUCUCGUAUUUGUUCAGGUUAGCCAACCCGAUUGCUCUAACCCAGCAUUUUCUCCCCAUCCCUCCUCUCUGCUCCACUCCCCAUUCUGAUUCCCCUGUCACCUCUUCCUCUUACCUGCCCAUCACCUCCCUCUGGUUCCCCUCCUCCUUCCUUUUCUUCCGUGGUCCUCUGACCUCCCCUAUCAGAUUCCUUCUUCUUCAGCUCUUUGCCUUCCACAUAUCAUCUCCCAUGAGAGACACAAUCCCAUGUCUCUCAGAUCCCACCACCAGCUCUUGGGUCCUUGGAGACUCCAUCUUCCUCUCACCCCACCAUCCCUGAACACGCCAAACCUCCCUUCCCCUCAGACACCACCAACCCCCUUCCCCCUCCGAUCCCAGCUCUCAUCCGUGCUGGGUUUUCACAAUUCCCUCUGACCUUCUUCUCUCUGAAGCAGAAGGUUCUGUCCUCAAUAAGGGCUUCACCUUUGUCCCGCUGUGACCACACCUCAGUGAAUUCUGCUCCCGCCAUGAUAGUGAGGUUGUCUUCCAUCGCCUCCAACUCCAAGCCUAUGUCUUUAGCAAGGAAUCCCCAUCUCACAACAUUGACCCCUUCUCCACUCUUCAACACUCCUCCUCUUCCUGGACACCACACCCUGAUCUUCUGCCCAUCUGCACUUUUACGUUGCCAACUGCCGACAGGACAUUAACCGUCUAGACUUUAAUAUUCCUCUUUCCUAUUCCAACCUCAUUCCUUCCAAACGCUCGACUCUCCACUCCCUCCGCGCCAAUCCAAACCUCACCAUCAAACCCGCAGAUAAAGGAGGUGUUUUCAUAACCUGGUGUACUGACCUCUACCUUGCUGAGACCCAGCAACAACUCUCAGACACCUCCUCUUACUUACCCCACUAAGGAACACCAGGCCAUUGUCGCCCACACCAUCACCAACUUUAUUGACCCUGGGGAUCUCCCAUCCACUGCCACCAACCUCAUAGUUCCCACACCCUGCACCAUUUCUACCUCCUACACAAAAUCCGUAAACCUGCUGGGCUUGGUAGACCCACUGUUGUAGCUUGUUCCUGUGCCACUGAACUCAUAUCGGCAUACCUCGACUUUGUUUUAUCCCCCUGCAAGUUCAGUCCUUUCCUACCUACAUCCAUGACACUUCACACGCUCUGGAUCUUUUCAAUGAUUUCAAUUUCCCUGGUCCUCAUCAUCUUAUUUCCACUAUGGAUGUCCAGCCCCUUUCCACCUCCACCCCGCCACCAGGAAGGCCUCAAAGCUCUUCGUUUUUUUCUGGACACCACACCUAACCAACUCCCUUCCACCAUCAGUCUCCUCCACCUGGCAGAAUGUGUCCUCAUUCUAAUUAGUUUCCUUUGGCUUCUGUCACUUCCUUCAAACAAAAGGGGUAGCAAUGGACACUUGCACGGGUCCCAGCUGUGGCUCUCUGUUUGUCGGCGACGUGGAACAGUCUACACUGGUGACUGUCCCGCACUUUUCCUACACUACAUCAAUGACUGCAUUGUUGCUGCUUCCUGCACCUGUGCUGAACUUGUCGACUUCAUCCACUUUGCCUCCAACUUCUACCCUGCCUUCAAAUUCACCUGGUGCCGUUCCGACAUCUCCCUUCCCUUUCUCGAUCUCACUGUCACCACCUCCGGAGACAGAUUAGACACUGAUGUCUAUUCGAAACCCACGGACUCUCACAGAUACCUGGAGUACACCUAGUCCUACCCUGCUACUUGUAAAAGUGCCAUGCCCUUCUCUCAAUUCCUCCAACUCUGCCACAUCUGCUCUCAGGGUGGGGCUUUUCGUUUUAGAAUGAAGGAGGUGGACUCCUUUUUCAACGAAAGGGGCUUCCCUUCCUCCACCAUCAAUGCUGCCCCCAACCGCAUCUCUUCCAUUUCAGUACAUCUGCUCUUACCCCAUCCUCCCGCCACUCUAGCAGGAAUAGGAUUUCUCUUGUCCUCACCUUCCUCCCGCCAGCCUCGUGAAUAAGUCUCCAUGUCCAGACAAGAUAUUCCCUAGGACCUUGAGGGAAGUUAGUGUGGAAAUAGCAGGGGCACUGACAGAAAUAUUCCAAAUGUCAUUAGAAACGGGGAUGGUGCCGGAGGAUUGGCAUAUUGCUCAUGUGGUUCCAUUGUUUAAAAAGGGUUCUAAGAGUACACCUGGCAAUUAUCGUCCUGUGAGUUUGACGUCAGUGGUGGGUAAAUUGAUGGGAAGUAUUCUUACAGAUAGUAUAGACAUCUGUAUAUCAUCUGGAUAGACAGGGUCUGAUUAGGAACAGUCAACAUGGAUUUGUGCAUGGCAGGUCAUGUUUGACAAAUCUUAUUGAAUUUUUUGAAGAGGUUACUAGGAAAGUUGACGAGGGUAAAGCGGUGGAUGUUGUCUAUAUGGACUUCAGUAAGGCCUUUGACAAGGUUCCACAUGGAAGGUUAGUUAGGAAGGUUCAAUCGUUAGGCAUUAAUAUCGAAGUAGUAAAAUGGAUUCAACAGUGGCUAGAUAGGAGAUGCCAGAGAGUAGUGGUGGAUAACUGUGUGUCAGAUUGGAGGACGGUGUGUAGCUGUGUGCCUCAGGGAUCUGUACUGGGUCCAAUGUUGUUUGUCAUAUAUACAAACGUAUUAAUGAUCUGGAUGAUGGGGUGGUAAAUUGGAUUAGUAAGUAUGCAGAUGAUACUAAGAUAGGUGGUGUUGUGGAUAAUGAAGUAGGUUUUCAAAACUUGCAGAGAGAUUUAGGCCAGUUAGAAGAGUGGGCUGAAAGAUGGCAGAUGGAGUUUAAUGCUGAAAAAUGUGAGGUGCUACAUUUUGGUAGGACUAAUCAAAAUAAGACAUACAUGGUAAAUGGUAGGGCAUUGAAGAAUGCUGUAGAACAGAAAGAUCUAGGAAUAAUGGUGCAUAGUUCCUUGAAGAUGGAAUCUCAUGUGGAUAGGGUGUUGAAGGAAGCUUUUGGUAUGCUGGCCUUUAUUAAUCAGAGCAUUGAGUAUAGGAGUUGGGAUGUAAUGUUGAAAUUGUAUAAGGCAUUGGUAAGGCCAACUCUGGAGUAUUGUGUACAGUUCUGGUCACCGAAUUAUAGGAAAGAUGUCAAUAAAAUUGAAAGAGUACAGAGGAGGUUUACUAAAAUGUUGCCUGGGUUUCAUCUCCUAAGUUACAAAGAAAGGUUGAACAAGUUAGGUCUUUAUUCUUUGGAGAGUAGAAGGUUGAGGGGGGACUUGAUAGAGGUGUUUAAAAUUAUGAGGGGGAUGAUAGAGUUGACGUAGAUAAGCUUUUUCCAUUGAGAAUUGGGGAGAUUCAAACAAGAAGACAUGAGUUGAGAGUUAAAGGGCAAAAGUUUAGGGGUAACAUGAGGGGGAACUUCUUUAUUCAGUGAGUGGUAGCUGUGUGGAAUGAGCUUCUAGCAGAAGUGGUUGAGGCAGGUUCGAUGUUGUCACUUAAAGUUAAAUUGGAUAGAUAUAUGGACAGGAAAGGAAUGGAGGGUUAUGAGCAAGGUGCAGGUUGGUGGGACUAGGUGAGAGUAAGAGUUUGGCACAGACUACAAGGGCCGAGAUGGCCUGUUUCCUUGUUGUAAUUGUUAUAUGGUUAUAUGGUUACAAUUCUCCGUAACUUCCGCCAUCUCCAGCGGGAUCCUAUCACCAAGUAUAUCUUUCACUUCUCCCCACUUUCUGCUUCCUAAUCAACUUCCUUGUCUAUUCGUUCCCCCCCCCGCCCCCCACUGAUCUCCCUCCUGGCACUUAUCCUUGCAAACGGAACAAGUGCUACACCUGCCCCUACACCUCCUCCCUCACUACCAUUCAGACACCCAAACAGACCUUCUAGGUGAGAUGACACUUCACCUGUGAGUCUGUUGGGGUUACUUACUAUGUCUGGUGCUCCCGCUAUGGCCUCCUAUCAGUCAGACCCGCCGUAGAUUGGGAGACCGCCUUGCCAAGCACCUACGCUCUGUCCGCCAGUAAAAAUGGGAUCUCCCAGUGGCGACCCAUUUUAAUUCCAGUUCCCAUUCCCAAUCCAACAUCUCAUCCCAAGGCCUCCUCGACUGUCGCCAUAAAGCCACACUCAGAUUGGAGACACAACACCUGAUGACAAGAACGUUGAUUUCUUUAACUUCCGAUUAUGACCCCACUUCACCAUUCCCCAUCCCCAUUUUCCUCUCUCACCUUAUCUCCUUACCUGCCCAUCACCCUCCUCUGGCGCUCCCCCCCCCUUUUUUCUUUCUCGCGUGGCCUUCUGUCAUCUCCUGUCAGACUCUCCCUUCCCUGGCCCGUUAUCUCUUUCACCAGUCAACUUCCCAGCUCUUUACUUCACCAUCACCCCCACACCCCUCCUCAGUUUCACCUGUCACCUUGUGUUUUAUUCCUCCCCUCCACCCACCUUACUCUGACACCCCAGCUUUUUUUCUCCAGUCCUGCUCUGCCCAAUCUGCUGAGUUCCUCCAGCAUUGUGUGUAUUGUUCGGACUUCCAGCAGCUACAGAUUUUCUCUUGUUUGUGACUGGUCCACCUAUUAGCUCCCAGCUUCACAAUUCAUCCCUCCUCCCCCACCUUCACCCAUCGCUUGCCAGUUUGUGCUUCUCUAUUCUUCUGUCUGCUGACCCCUUCCCUUCUGCCCCUGAUGGAGGGCCUCAGUCUGGAACAUAUUCCCCUCCAUAGAUGCUGCCGAGUUGCUCCAGUAUUUUGAGAAGGCUGUUCAGCCAGAAGGGCGAUCCCAUAAGAAAGUCAGAGGCUGGGUGGGGAAAAUGAGAGGGGGUUAUGUUGCAGGGAAGUUGGCUACAAGAGGGAUCUUUCUGGGAGAAAGGGGUGAUUAGCCAGGAUAGGAUGCUCAGGGCAGUGGAGGUGAUAUGUAGGGGCCCAACGCAUCACUAGCACCAGCCUACCCACCAUCGAGGACAUAUAUACAGAAAGGUGCUGGAAAAAGGCCAGUAAUAUCAUGAAGGAUCCCAUCCACGCUGCUUUGUCCCACCCCCCUCAGGGAGGAGGCUACGUAGCAUCCACACCGGGCCCACCAGACUCAAAAACAGUUACUUUCCCCAGGCAGUAAGGCUGAUCAAUACUUCCACCCACUGAUCUGCCCCUCCUAGUCAUAGUCAUGGUCAUACUUUAUUGAUCCCGGGGGAAAUUGGUUUUCAUUACAGUUGCACCAUAAAUAAUAAAUAGUAAUAGAACCAAAAAUAGUUAAAUAGUAAUAUGUAAAUUAUGCCAGUAAAUUAUGAAAUAAGUCCAGGACCAGCCUAUUGGCUCAUGGUGUCUGACCCUCCAAGGGAGGAGUUGUAAAGUUUGAUGGUCACAGGCAGGAAUGACUUCCUAUGACGCUCAGUGCUGCAUCUUGGUGGAAUACCCCCCCGUCCAGCACUACUGUAUCAUUUCCUGUCAGAGUCACCUUAUGUACAGACACUCCUGUGUCUAGCGUCACUGUCUGGACAUACAAUCACUCUCUCUAUAUCAGCUAUCCUAUGUAUUUAUAUUUAUCCUGUUUUUAUUAUUGUGUUCUUUAUCUUGUGUUUUUGUUUUGUGCUCCAUGGGAUCUGGAGUAACAAUGAUUUCAGCCUCCUUUACACCUGUGUACUGGAAAUGACCUAAACAAUCCUGAAUGCGGGGAGCCCCCACUUCAGUGCAAGGGGAAUGGUAAGGUGAUGUGUUGGUGGAUCAACAGGUUGGGACCGUCAGGAGCAGGUGGUCACUCACAGAUAGCCAGCUGGCCCUCAGUUCAGCACAGGAGGCAUUCAGAGUCCGUCGAGACUGCUUAACCGGACGGAAAGCACGCACACACUGACUCCUCAAACACAGUUCAUUUUGCUUGUGCAUGGACCCAGUCACCACACUGUUCCGAAGUCUGAACAGGAAAAUCAACAAGCAAUUCCAGAGUGGGGCUGUGUCUGUUUGAAUUUCACCUAUCACAAUCAAUAGAAACCACUGGUGAUCUUUGAAAUUAGUAAAAUAUUGUUCCUUAGA